UUUUGUUGUCAUUAUAUAAUAUAUGUAUAUGUGCUUUCUAGUUUCUCAUAUAAUAUAAUUCAUCUUAGCUUCUAGCCAAAGUGAUAUAUGAAGAGUUUCUUCACCGUUUGAUAUAUGCCUUUUUGUGAACCAUCUAUUGAUGCUAAGGUGUUGACUAUCCCAUUCCUUAAAUUUCGACUGUGAAAUUUGCACAUGAUCUUAGUUGAGCUAGAAAGGCAGAAAUAUGGUACGUUAUACACUAAGAUAAUUUAAUAGUAUAAAUUUAAAUCAAGCACUAAGUCAUCAUGAUAGAUCAGAAUCCAAAUUUGAACUAUUGGAUUACCUUAAUGUAUGAUAAUGACUUGAAAUCUAUAUCUCCGAAAAACAAGUUUUCUAGUCAAAUAGAGUGUUAAAUUCUUCUAUAAACAAAAUUAUUCAAAGCUUUAAGUCUAUGCAAUAUAUGCAGAGUGAUUUAGAAACUGUGGUAAGCGGCAGGUAUCUGUAAUGCUAAAAAUACAAGCAUGUAGAGCUCAUAUAAGAAGUCUCAAAUUUAUGUGAAUUGUGAUGUUUAAGUUUUUAUCUUUUUCUUGCUUCUGAUCCUAAAAGGCUACCCUGUCAUCCAUAGCAUAUACCAUGAAUGUGCCUUUGUGUACAGUAUGAUUCUAUAUAAUAAAAUGUAUAUUUAAUUAAAAACUAAAUAAUACAAUAAUGACAUGUUUAUUUUGUUAUUGAAUGCAACUAUCGUUUGCAUGACACACGUGUCUGAGGGAUUGUUUUUCAAAAAUUCUUGUAAACUGUAAAUUAUGAUUUUUUUUUUCAUUAUUUAAUUGUAGAAGAUAGAUUAGGCCAAGAAUUGGCUUUGUUAACUGGGAAAAUUUCUUAGAACUAAAAGCCAUGUUACUCUCUUUUUAACUUCUGUAUACUGGGAAUAUUCUUGCAAGUGAAGCAUAUUACUAGACAGUUAUAUCAGAAAAUGUGAUAUAGCACUAUACCAAAAUUUUGAUGCAUUGGAAUUUCUACUUCAAUAUAUUGAACAAGUGGUAAAACUUACGUAUUGGACAAAUUCUCAGUUAUAAUUGGACCGAAAGUUUUAUCUCAACUUGUCAACUAUAACAGAUAAUUAUAUUAGAAGUGAAAUUGAAGUUUGAGAUAAUGAUACAUAAGACACUAUAUAUUUAGGUGGAUAAAUAUAGAAACAUAUUAACAAAAGAAUUUUCCCCUACCUCAUUCUGAUAAAUAGAAGACACAUUUCACUUGUUUUUCUUGAAAUUAAGAUCACAUGGAUUCAGCUAUUUCCCAAGUAGUAGUAGUUGAUAGUGAUGAUCAAUUUUCAAGGUCUUUUCAAAGUGUAGAGGCAACACAUUUGGUUCAUAAAAAGUCUGCAUGGUACAAAUUUCUUGCUUUGAUUGGUGCCCAUGAAAUUUUCUCAAUAGAGACAUGGAAAACAGCAUUGACUGAGUUAGUUGCAACUGCUUCUCUAAUGUUCACACUGACAUCAUCAAUCAUAGCAUGUUUGGAUUCACAUGAAGUUGCUCCAAAGCUUCUAGUCCCUCUUGCAGUGUUCAUCAUAGCCUUCUUGUUCCUAAUAGUCACAAUUCCACUCUCUGGAGGUCACAUGAGUCCUGUUUUCACAUUCAUAGCAGCACUAAAGGGUGUUGUUACUCUUGUACGUGCACUAAUUUAUGUCAUAGCACAAUGCAUUGGUUCAAUUAUUGGUUUCAUUAUGCUAAAAUGUGUCAUGGAUCCAAAAUUGGAACACAAAUAUUCAUUGGGAGGAUGUGCAAUUGGUAAUGAUAGUGAUAAAGGACUAGGAUCAAAGCCACAAGUUGCAUUGUUAGUAGAAUUUUCAUGCACCUUUUUGGUGCUAUUUAUUGGUAUUACCUUGGGAUUUGAUAAGAAAAGGUCAAAGGAAUUAGGAUUACCUAUGGUGUGUGUUGUGAUUGCUGGGGCAAUGGCAUUAGCAGUGUUUGUGUCUAUAACUGUUACUGGGCAACCGAGCUAUGCAGGUGUUGGACUUAACCCAGCAAGAUGUUUAGGCCCAGCUUUACUAAAAGGUGGAUUAUUGUGGAAUGGACAUUGGAUUUUUUGGGUUGGGCCUUUCUUGGCCUGUAUAACAUAUUAUGGAGUAUCUAUUAAUUUGCCAAAGGAGAGUAUCACUUUGGAAAAUGAAGAAUAUGAUGUGUUGAGUUUAGCUUUGGGCCAUAGUAAGAGUAUUUCUAGGAGUGCUGUCUCAAAUGAUCUUCAAGUUUGAAGAUGAAUAUGGACCUAAGUCCAAUAAUAAAUUGCAUAGAAAAAUUGUUGAGAA
Arachis ipaensis is the source of this 2284-nucleotide messenger RNA. RefSeq names its product aquaporin TIP1-2-like. Lineage: Eukaryota; Viridiplantae; Streptophyta; Magnoliopsida; Fabales; Fabaceae. Gene Ontology annotation, molecular function: channel activity. The record is from RefSeq and is a predicted model, not a curated record. Gene Ontology annotation, biological process: transmembrane transport. Gene Ontology annotation, cellular component: membrane.